AUGAUGCCCGAGUCAUCCGAGAACGGCGAUCGACAAGAGCCAGGUGUCGAAACGCCUCUGCUUGGAGAUAGAGCAUCGUCUCCCAACGGCAAUUACGACAGCACAGGAGGCUUUGGUGGCGCCGUUAGCCAGGAACAUGACGCGGAGGCGCGGCCGGUCGCGUUUGUCCACAAGUUUGGGGCAAAGGAGGCCUUUGCCAUCAUCGUGUCCAUUGUCGUAGGCAGCGGCAUCUUUACGUCGCCGGGAGCAAUCGACGCCAAUGUCCCGUCGCCGGGUGUUGCGUUGUCGGUAUGGUUGGUGGGUGGCCUGCUUGCGUGGACUGGGGCCAGCACACUCGCUGAGCUAGGAACCGCCAUCCCCGGAGAAGGUGGUGUCCAGGCCUACCUCAGCUACAUCUUUGGUGAUCUCUUUGGCCACCUGGCCGCCUGGACCUGGAUCUUUGGCGUUAUGCCCGUGACGCUGGCCAUUCUCUGCAUCGUCUUCAUCUCAAACAUCCUGGCCGCGUUCAACCUGUCAAAUACGCAUAGCAGCGACAUCACCAAGAUCUUUGCCUUCCUCCUAGCCACUGUGACCUGUGCCAGCACGCUGCUGGGUGCGGCACGGAUCAACAAGCUCAACUCUUUCUUCGUCGCCAUCAAGCUGUUUACCGUGACUCUGGUUGUCACUGCGGCCCUGACGGUGGUGAUAGCUGUAUUGAUCGAGCCGAGCAAGAAUGAAACUGUGGGCGGCCGGGACUGGCGCGAGAGGAACUGGUUCGCCAUUCGCAACUCCCCGUCCACCGAGUGGGAUCAGCUGGGCACCUGGGAGGUGGCGGGGCGUUUCUCUGCUGCCCUGUACGCAGCGCUUUGGGGUUAUUGCGGGUGGGACAAGGCCGUCUACGUCUCGCCGGACCUGAAGAACCCAUCCAAGCAGCUGCCAAAGGCUAUCAACACUGCCCUGCCGACAAUCAUCCUCUGCUUUGUGGCAGCGAACGCGGCAUACUAUGUUUUGCUCCCAUGGGUUGUCGUGCCGACCAGUGACACCGUGGCAGUGGACGCAUUCUCCCGUUUGCUCGGCCCAUGGGCAGGAUUCGCCUCGACAGUUCUCGUCUGCACCAUAAUACUAGGCUCCCUGGUCGGAAACACAUUCAUCACCAUCAAGAUGACCCUGGCAGCCGCGAACCGGGGCUACCUACCACAAGCGUGCGGCGGAAUCGAGGGCGAGGACCCCGUUGUGGCGACGGUCAUGGCGCUGGUCCUGUCCGCGGUGUACAUCGCCGGCGGCUCGUUCCGGUUCCUCGUCCUCUUCAACGGGCUGGCCGAGUACAGCUUCUUUUUCCUGGCGGCCGUCGGCGCCCUGAUCUUACGGAAGCGGGAGCCAGAUCUGGAGAGGCCGUACAAGACGUCGAUCGCCGGGCCGAUGGUGUUUGCGGUGGUCAGCGGGUUCGUCGUCGUUAGGGGCGCCAUCUUUGCGCCGGUCCAGGCCGUCUGUCUGGUCGUGCUCUGGGGGAUCUCGGCCGUGGUGAGGCUUUAUUGGACACACCAGUAG
Molecule: messenger RNA, 1527 nt
Organism: Pyricularia oryzae 70-15
Lineage: Eukaryota; Fungi; Ascomycota; Sordariomycetes; Magnaporthales; Pyriculariaceae
Exons: 3
Coding region: 1-1527 (508 amino acids)
Biological process (GO): amino acid transmembrane transport
Cellular component (GO): membrane
Molecular function (GO): L-amino acid transmembrane transporter activity
Source: RefSeq, a predicted model, not a curated record